UCUGCUAAUCCAGUGUCCACAGCGCUGGGAAACAGAACAGAGACAUAAUCAUCACCUCAUCUCGCUGAUCCACUGGGCUGCACUGUCAAUAGAGGAUGUGUCAUUGCUCAUAUCCCCCAUCCAUUUACUCAAUGGGAGCAGGCAAGCGUGGUGGGAUAAUUAAACAACUGACAGCUCUUUUCCAGAAAGUUCAAUGUUGGGGUACCAGGGAGGAGCCCAAGAUCGGUCACUCCGUAUAUAAGGCCAUCUGGUUCAUUGGGUAUAUCAAACCCUGAGCAGUUCUCCCUGACAGCUAGCACAAGAAGACUGAGGAAGAUGGAUGUGACUAUCCAACAUCCCUGGUUCCGCCGUCAAUUUUACUCAUUCUUUGGACCAAACAGGCUCUUUGAACAGAGUUUUGGGGAACACCUGCAUGAGGCUGAUCUGUUUCCAACUGUGAUGUCCCCUUUCUACUUCAAAUACCCCUUCCUCAGACUCCCAUCCUGGAUAGAAAGUGGAUUGUCAGAGAUGAGACUAGAAAAGGACAAGUUCUCCGUUAACCUUGAUGUCAAACAUUUCUCUCCUGAAGAACUGAAAGUGAAAGUGUUGGGAGACUUCAUUGAGAUCCAUGGAAAACAUGAAGAGCGUCAGGAUGAGCAUGGCUAUGUAUCCAGAGACUUCCAGAGAAGAUAUAAGCUCCCAAUGGAUGUUGAUCCCCUCUGCGUCACCUCAUCCUUGUCCCCAGAUGGAGUCCUGGCGGUGACCGCACCAAGGAAACUGGCUGAUGUUCCUGAACGCUCCAUUCCCAUCACCCGUGAAGAGAAGGUGGCCAUUGGUGCUGCCCCUAGGAAGUAGAUUCUCUCUGUUUAGCCAGAGAAGAUACUUUUCCACCCUGCCAGACAGUGUGCGCGCGUACUUCACUGCUACAUGUAUUUAUUUGUGCUGUCCUGUGACCAAAUUACUAAUACCAAUAAAAGUAAAGAGAAGCAUC
Messenger RNA from Pseudophryne corroboree (corroboree frog), 970 nucleotides. It is a transcript of the gene CRYAB, whose product is annotated as crystallin alpha B. NCBI's taxonomy places the organism in Eukaryota, Metazoa, Chordata, Amphibia, Anura, Myobatrachidae. Gene Ontology annotation, biological process: protein refolding; negative regulation of apoptotic process; response to heat. Gene Ontology annotation, molecular function: structural constituent of eye lens. Gene Ontology annotation, cellular component: cytoplasm; nucleus. The coding region runs from base 316 to 834 and encodes 172 amino acids. The record is from RefSeq and is a predicted model, not a curated record. The transcript is spliced from 3 exons.